Messenger RNA from Chelmon rostratus (copperband butterflyfish), 1290 nucleotides. Its product is annotated as gap junction Cx32.2 protein-like. The record is from RefSeq and is a predicted model, not a curated record. The transcript has 2 exons. Gene Ontology annotation, cellular component: connexin complex. Gene Ontology annotation, biological process: cell communication. Lineage: Eukaryota; Metazoa; Chordata; Actinopteri; Chaetodontiformes; Chaetodontidae. The coding region runs from base 147 to 1016 and encodes 289 amino acids.
CAUGGCUGAGUCAGUGAGACCAAACCCAUAGGCCUCAACAGUAUAUAAGUAUCAUCGGUGUAUCACGUCUUUUGUUGUCUGCGCUGCGACUCCUCCUGGCAAAGAAUUCCUAAUGUGUGAAGCCUGAGAGACAUUAGUUUCCAGCCAUGGGUGACUGGUCUUACCUGUCCUCACUGCUAGACAAGGUCCAGUCUCACUCCACUGUCGUGGGGAAGAUCUGGAUGAGUGUCCUCUUCCUGUUCAGGAUCUUUGUCCUGGGUGCUGCUGCGGACAAAGUCUGGGGAGAUGAAGUGUCAGAGUUCUUCUGUGACACCCUGGAACCAGGAUGUGAACAUGCCUGCUAUAACUGGUUGUUCCCAAUAUCCUACAUUCAUUACUGGGUCCUGCAGAUCACCUUUGUGUCCACACCCACCCUGGUCUACCUGGGUCAUGCCGUCCACAUUAUCCACAAAGAGAAGAGGAUGAAGGAGCAACUACAGGGCGGCACUAAUGGAACUGUACUGAAGAAGCCCAAGUAUAUAGAUGACAGAGGGAAGGUGAAGAUAAAAGGCACCCUGCUCUGCACUUACAUUACCCAGCUGGUCUUCAAGAUCUUCCUGGAGGUGGGAUUCUGUGUGGGCCAAUACUACAUCUUUGGCUCUGUGUUCAUGGUCUCCUAUUUCCACUGUACUAUGUCUCCACCCUGUGCCCGUUUCAGCGGUGCCCAGUGUUACAUUUCUCGUCCGACAGAGAAGACGAUCUUCAUUUUCUUCAUGCUUGCAGUUUCGGGCAUUUCAGUGAUCCUUAACAUCAUUGAGAUAAUCUACCUGCUGUGUAGCAGGAGGACGGACAUCAGGAAACAGCUUCUAGCUCAGCAGCAUGCACUCAGUUCACAGCAGUGCCCAUCAAACCCAGCUUGGAGGGCCAUGAACAGCCAGUAUGGGGGUUUCCCACUGUCGCCUCUGCCAGUCCAGGGUCUGACAGGCCGCUGCAAUGAUGACAAACAAAGCUCCAUCAGUAAGGAAAAGGACACUUAAUACAUGAAUUAUACAGUCAGUUUAGGAUGUUUGCCCCUUGUUAUUAUUUUGCUUAAGUUACUCUUGAAUAAUUACAGUUUUUAAUAUGGUACAUGGCUGGAUUGUGUGAAAUGAUUUUGAUUCAGAACAAUAACAUGGAUACUAAAUAACCAUAUAGCAUUUACUGUGGUGUUCUGUAGAACCUCAAUUGCAUGAAUUAAUUAAACAAACAAACAAAAAUCCUCAAUAUGCUGGACUCUCAUUGGUCAAUAACACCAGCUCUUUUUGUUGUUUU